UAAAUUAUACAUUUACAGGAAGAAAUGGAAAAAAGAUGUACUAAAUUCUUGUCUCUUGACAAGUGUUUGCCAAAAAAAAGAUUCUUACAGAUUUUAGAUGUACCUCAUGAUGAUUCUAAAUCAAUUAAUUUAAUGUAUGACCUGGAAUGGCUUUCAAUUUUGCAUCUUACCAAUCAUUUAUUAAAUAUUAACAGUAACAUGUAUUAUUUACCAGGACCUUCUGCUUCAGAAAGGUAUGAUUUUACUCCAACUGAAGAAGAAAAAACUGUUGUUCUUAACAUGUUCUCUCAUGACUUGAGAAUCCCAAAUAAUUUUAUUUCUCUUGAAAAUUAUAAAUCUAAAACAAAUCCUCAGACUACUACUUUUUGUGGAAAGUUAUGUAUAGACGACCCUCUUGCUUUGUUAUUAGGACAGUGGUCUCGUUCUAAUUUAACUGAAAAUGAACCUGAAAUGGAUUCUACAUUUUCAUCAUUUGUAAACUCUACUGUGUGUUCAAUAAAUGAAGAUGAAUUAUUGGAUAAGACAUCAGAAAAAAUAACAAUGUCUCCAUUUGUGCUACCCGAACCAAAAAAUGAUAGCACGUGUUCAAAUAGUAAUGAAAAUUCAUUUUUGAAUAAUUGCUCAAGCAUAAUAAUGCCAAAUACAUCUACAGAAGAAUCUCAUGAAAAUAUUUUCCAAUCACAAGAUGCCACGGUAAAUAAUGAUAUACAUAAUGAAGUAAAUAAUACAACCACUAAAACAAAAUGUUUAAAAAGAAGAAAUUAUCAACAAACUUAUGAGGAUGACUGUGAAUAGUAUUAUGUUAUAUUUUUAGAAUUCAUAAUAUCUUAAAUGUUUAUUUUCUAAUAUAUGAUUUGA
Molecule: messenger RNA, 858 nt
Organism: Diuraphis noxia (Russian wheat aphid)
Lineage: Eukaryota; Metazoa; Arthropoda; Insecta; Hemiptera; Aphididae
Gene: ldbr
Product: lariat debranching enzyme
Biological process (GO): mRNA splicing, via spliceosome
Cellular component (GO): nucleus
Molecular function (GO): RNA lariat debranching enzyme activity
Source: RefSeq, a predicted model, not a curated record